AUGACGAAAACCAGUGUCGCAUCGCUGCACCCUACGGAGGCUCUGCCAUUGCCUCGGAGCAAGUCACUUCGUCGUCAGCGUAAUGAGAAGGGUCAAAACCCAGUGCAGCUCCAAGCCUUCGAAUGGAACCUGCCUGCUGAUCACAAGCAUUGGAAGCGACUCCGACUUGCAUUACCCGCACUCAAGUCCAUCGGUGUUAGCAGUCUCUGGCUGCCGCCAGGCAGCAAGGCAAAAGACCCCGAGAGCAAUGGUUACGACAUCUACGACGCUUGGGAUUUAGGCGAGUUCAACCAAAAAGGGUCGGUGCCCACAAAAUGGGGUACCAAGGGAGACCUGGUUUCUUUGGCAGCAGACGCGGAGAAGAACAGCAUUGCUCUUGUCUGGGAUGCGAUUCACAACCAUCGUGCCUAUGCGGAUGGCACUGAGAUGGUGAAGGUGGUGGAAGUAGAUCCUUCCGAUAGACGCAUAGACAUUACAGACCCUUACGAGAUUGAGGCGUGGACCAAAUUCAAUUAUGAAGCUAGAGGGGGCAAGUACAGCAAGUUUAAAUACAACAAAUCGCAUUUCAAUGGCACGGAUUGGAACCAAAUCAACAGCAAGAGAGCGAUCUACAGAUACGUAGAAGACGGCAAGAACUGGCACCAAGACGUUGGUACAAGCCAAGGCAACGCUGAUUAUCUCAUGCUGGAAAACCUCGACUACACCAAUACUGACGUGGUGAGGGAGCAGCACCAGUGGGGCCGCUGGAUCGUGGAGGAGCUCGGACUCAAAGGUUUUCGCGUUGACGCCGUUCAGCACAUCUCGUGGAACUUCAUCAACGAGUGGGCUAGUCUGCUGAAGAAGAGAAGUCGCCAAGACCUCACGUUUGUCGGGGAGUUCUGGCAUGGAGAUGUGCGUGUAUUGACCAACUGGUUGGACCACAUGCAUUCCUUCUUCAGUCUUUAUGACGUCCCGUUAAUGUAUCACAUUGCGAGACUGUCGUGGCAUGAAGAUACUGAUCUGAGGGAGGUGUUCAGAAACACACUUGUAGAGCAACGGCCUAACAGUGCAGUGACUUUUAUUCGCAAUCAUGAUACCCAGAAGGGUCAGGCCAUGGAUACCUCAAUAUGCAGCGAUUUUAUGCCUCUCGCCUACACGCUUCUCCUUCUCAGACGCGACGGACACCCUUGCGUCUUCUUCGGGGACCUUUACGGAAUCGGACUUCCUCACCCCGAAGCUCCAGUCCAAGGUCUGCCCAAUCUUCUAUUGGUCCGAAAGCUUUACGCGUAUGGAAAGCAAGAAGAUUACUUUGAGAGACGAGACUGCAUCGGAUGGGUCAGACGUGGAACUGAGGAUAAGCCCGAUGGUCUCGUAGUCAUCAUGAGCUGGUCAAAAACCGCGAGCCCAGACACCCGGCUUUGCAUGGAAGUUGGGCAAGAGCAUGCCGGGGAGGUCUGGAGCGAUGUUCUCGGACUUGAAUCUGCUUCCGUCGUGAUCGACAACAAUGGCAUUGGUCUCUUCUCCUGCAGGAGAAAUAACAUGGCAUGUUUUGUUAGCAGUGAUGCCAAGGGAAGGAAGAAGUUCCCUGCAAAGUUCAAUACUGAUUUCCAAAACCUACUGGAAUAG
Messenger RNA from Colletotrichum spaethianum, 1605 nucleotides. Its product is annotated as glucan 1,4-alpha-maltohexaosidase. The transcript is spliced from 3 exons. Gene Ontology annotation, molecular function: hydrolase activity, hydrolyzing O-glycosyl compounds; calcium ion binding. The record is from RefSeq and is a predicted model, not a curated record. Bases 1 to 1605 code for a protein of 534 amino acids. Gene Ontology annotation, biological process: carbohydrate metabolic process. Lineage: Eukaryota; Fungi; Ascomycota; Sordariomycetes; Glomerellales; Glomerellaceae.